AUGAGCAGGGUAGACGUGCACGACGUCGCUGAUCAAAGCCAUCAGACAUUUGUUACUGACUCAGCGAAGAAAGUAUUUUCGAACAACUGUAGUACUAAAGGAAGAAGUAGAAGAAGACUUCAGUCACAAUUUAAUUCUGAAUUUUUUUUUUCUAGGAUCGUCAACAUCAAACAGAAAAAGAUAAUUACCUUCUUGAAGCCAAUUUUCGACUUGAGAAAGAUAAUACAAAGCUGGUCGAUAUGCUGGCAGACCUUGGAAUCCCAGACUGGUUACCGAGUGGAUAUUAAUGCUGAUAAGACUCCGGCACUCGACGGGUGUGGCUUGCAAACUUCAACUGCAGGCUCCAGUGAAUGUGCAGUGAACACCAAGGAUAUUCAAGGAUUAGUUGAUGAUUCAAUGCUGAAUAAGCAAUUAUUGGAAAAGUGUCAGGAGGAGAUAAAGAGUCAUGAAAACGAAAAAAUGGACUUGAAAACUAGGGUUGAGGUACUGGAGAGUGAACGUGACAUGAAAAAGAAGGCUUGAUGAAGUUUGUGUCCGAUCUGCGCUCAGCCCUUCUAAAGAUGCCAGGAUUGGAAGAACAAUGGAAACUACUACUGGAGUCUGCCCGUAUAUUGGCAAGCAGAAAUUUCAAAUCAGUGAUCGAUGGCAUGACAUUGGGAGAUGAGUAUCCAAGCACAGA
Nilaparvata lugens (brown planthopper) is the source of this 679-nucleotide messenger RNA. RefSeq lists its product as uncharacterized. The transcript is spliced from 3 exons. The record is from RefSeq and is a predicted model, not a curated record. Bases 1 to 522 code for a protein of 173 amino acids. Lineage: Eukaryota; Metazoa; Arthropoda; Insecta; Hemiptera; Delphacidae.